This is a messenger RNA of Didymodactylos carnosus, 3912 nucleotides long. NCBI's taxonomy places the organism in Eukaryota, Metazoa, Rotifera, Eurotatoria, Philodinida, Philodinidae. The record is from the annotation of a GenBank genome assembly.
AUGCGAUGUUGCCCAGAGAAGAAUGAUAUGAGUUAUUUUUCUUGUUUUGCAUUACGUCAAAAUUUAUUUGAAUGUUUUCGAAAUACGGAAUUAAGUAGUCUGUCCGUUACUCAGUCUACAGCAAGUUCGAGUGAACUUCAUUUGGUAAAUACUAGAAAGACAGCCACUCUAUAUUCGUGUAUUGUACAAAUUGUUUACGAAAAACUGAACGAUGAAGAAAAUAUAUAUCCUCUUUCUGCUCCACUGGCGAUUAUUAUAGAGGCAUCACGAGAAUUAGCAGAGCAAACAAUGAAUCAAAUUCAACAUUUUCAGUCAAAAUUCAUUAAUUCUAAAAUAAGAACGGUUUUAAUUCUGAACGGUUCAGCAACGACAGAUACAUCCACAAUAUUAACAGCUGAUAUUCUAAUUGUUGUACCAAUGUGUCUUUAUCAAUUAGUCAUUCGAGGAGCAAUAAGUGUAUCAGAAAUGAAUUUUUUUAUGUUGAAUGAUGCUAUACCACAAUCUUUGUCUAAUACCGCAUGUGUUUUUGUUGACAACUUAUCACAUUUGAAACAAGUAGUCGUACAAUUAGAAAAAUCAGAUAUGAUUAGUUUCGACUUUGAAUUUAAUCAAAGCACAAUAUCUACCGUUCAGCUAUCAAAUGGUCAUUGUGACUAUGUAAUUAAUUGCACAUCUAUCAAUAGACCGAAAGAAACAUUUCAUAUCUUAAAAUCGAUAUUUGAAAAUUACGAUAUUGUAAAGAUAGGACAUGACACAAAACAAGAUCUGAUUUUUUGUGAAAAAGUUAACAUAAAAAUAAUAAAUUUUUAUGAUAUUCAGUAUGGCCAUUUUGUUUUAAUGCAAAGAACAACUGAUAAUAUUUUAUCAUUACCAAAGAUCUGUGAAACAUAUGGUAAUGGUAAAAUUGAAUUCGUUUCACCAUCCGAAAAAAAGCGGUUUCAGAGGAAAAAUUAUGAUAAACUAACAAUAAAUGAUGAAUUAUCUAUUCAAUACUUAAGAUUAGAUGUGCAUAAUUUGAUCUAUGUUUUUCAACAAAUAUUCAUUUUACUGUUAUUCAAGAAAAUUGAUUGGAAAAAUCGAACAUGUCAUGAUAAAUCGUCGAAAAAAAAGUCUACUCAAAGGCUACUUCUUCUAUCCGGUGAUAAAGAAGAAGAUUCUGAAGAAGAAUUUCCAACAGUAACAAUCGGCUUAACAUCAGAUGAACGAUAUGAACUCGAUAACUCGUUUUCGUCCUCAAGACAACAACUUUGGCCGCCACCUAGUGCUUCAGCUAGCGCUCGAUUAGAUUCGAUGCGCGAAACUGGAGCACCUAGGUGGAAAAUGUUUUCAGAUGACACUGCACCAUCUUCUUCGUUACAAUCAACAACACAAGGAUUGUCGUUGCUACCUAGUGCUUUAGCUAGCGCUCGAUUAGAUUCGAUGCGCGAAACUGGAGCAUCUGGAGACAAUAUAUUUUCAAAUGAUAUAGCAUCAUCUUCAACACAAUCUGUUGUUAAUAUUCGCGUUUGUUUAGAUGAACCUCCUCAACAUAUGAUCAAAUUAAAAGCAUUACUUAAGGAACAUUUCAAAAAUAAUCCAUUAUUAGAUACCGUUCCAGAUUUAUUUAUUAUUGAUUUGACACAUGACAUCAAAUUUGUUGAUAUAUCACAUCAUAUUAACAUGAAACAAUAUUUAAUGAAUAGCAUGAACACUGUCCAGCUUUAUGAAUUGAAGAAUACGAUUCAUUAUUCUGGAAAAAAUCAAUUAAUCUACGAAAAAGUUAUUGGAGAUACUGUAUUCGAGCAUGACUCCAAAAAAUACGACGACCUCGAACUCCGUCGACAAAUGGAACAGAGAGAGAAACGUGGCAUUCCAGUUAAACGAAAAGGCCGACCACAACCAAGUGAUGAGGCGAUAUGUACCGAUCAGUUACAAGUCAUAAAUGAAGCUGAUGCAUUAGAUGAUGCAACAUCGGACAAGGAAAAUCGUGCAGCUGACGCAGCAUCUUCAGAUCAACCAGGGUGUGCUCGAUUAGAUUCGAUGCGCAGAUCACGGAAAUCUGUUGAAGACGGUGCAGCUACAGAUAGUCUUAUAACUGAUGAUAUGCAAUCACCAAUAAUAUCAAUCUCAUCUCAACAAAAAUUAAAAGAAACACCACUGAGAAGUAACGAAAAACAUAAGCCGGAGACAACAGCUGCACAAAUUAAAGGUGAAAUUGCAAAACAAAAACAAAUUCACCAAGAACAGUCACAAAUGAAACAACAACAAAGCACUACUAAAAAACGAAAAACAUCGACUAUCACCAGCCAUAAUGAAGAGCAAGACAUAGGAACGCCUUCCAAAAAUAUUCGUCCAGAUUUUGUUACACCACAGCGAAAAGCAGAACGUCAUUCAACAGAACAACAAACUGUACAAAAAAAGACUAAUACUGCAUCAAGUAUUACAAUAACAGCUGCCUCACCAUCGUUAAUGCCCGAUCCCAGCGCUCGAUUAGAUUCGACGCAGAAAAGACGUGACUUCGAUGAAGAGCAUUCAGAUAAAGAUUCAGAAGACGAAGGUGAUGCUAGUGCUGAAAGUGCCGUUGUUAAGAAACUAAAGGAGUUAGAAAAAAAAUAUGAUAAAUUACGAUCUGAAUAUGAACGAUUAAAAUGUAGCCAUAACAGAUUAAAGCAAAGUACAAUACCGAAACCAGAUGCACAUACUCAGAAAUAUUUAAUUAGUAUUGCUGAACAUUUCAAAGCAGAAGUAGCAGGCGAAGACCAAUUUGAUCGAUUGGCUGAAACGCUGCGAAUAACCACAGCAAGGUUGUUACUUUGUACUCGUACAUGUAUGACAAAAACAACAAGAGAAAUCUUGAAAACUGUUUUAACACCGGAAGAAAUUGCUUCUUACAAAAGUAAAGACGAUGUUGCUCCUGAGGUUCGUGCUGCAAUACAUGUUUCACCAACAUCGACGGAACCAAAAUUUACGACAGAUAACUGCACUGAUGAUUUAAAUGAUUGGCACAAUGAUAUAAAUGACAAGUGCAAUGAUGACAUAUCUCAUACAGACGAUGAAUUCAACCGUGAUGAGGUGACAUCGUGCAAAUGUGAAAAUAUAGAAUGUUCAGAAGCCGAAGGCUAUACACAAACACCAUUACAGCUACUUCAUAUGCCAAUAAAGCCACAAGUCACCGAAAUACUUGCACGAUCACCGCAUUUGAAUAUCCAACUACAAUCUAAGCAGUCAAGACCAAUUAUUAAAGACAUCUAUGAUGGUAUUCGUUACCGUUCCGUGUGUGAAAAUGAAGUGGGCAAGUUUUUAAGUCUAACCAUGAACACGGAUGGAAUACAAGUAUCGAAAAGCUCCAAUUUAUCGUUGUGGGUGAUAUCGUUUGUCAUUAAUGAAAUUCAAAGAAAAGAAAGAUUUAAAAUGAACAAUGCCAUUAUAGCAGGAAUCUGUUCAGGCUCUUCCAAGCCAAGUCGUAAUCAGAUGAGAAAUAUAUUUAAUUUAAUUGUGAAGGAACUCCUCGUCCUUCAAAAUGGGCACUAUUAUGAAGUUGCAUCGUUAGAUAGUUCCAUGAUAAAAUUAAAAUUACAUUUAUUGGUAGCUUGUUGUGACAAGCCUGCCGCUGCAAUGAUACAGAACAUCGGUGAACCGCAGGGUAUAUUUGGUUGCGGACGAUGUCAUAUUGAAGGGAUAACUGUGCCAUAUAGUGAUGAUCAAGGAAAGCGCAUUCGUGUUUUUCCUAUAACAGAAGGCGAUAAAGAGGAAGUCUUACGUACUAAUGAAACGUACGAUGAGUGUGUUUCAUUUAUUGAACAAGAGCAGCAAUUAGUAAAGUCGAAAAUGGCAAAUAAGAAGCCAAGAAAUAGAAAACUCUCGAUUAUUGAAAAAGAAGCUUUUAAACAUCUUAAAGCCGGCCAUCCGUCGAUUGUUGAAGUUAUGGUUUAG